Molecule: messenger RNA, 1452 nt
Organism: Rhopalosiphum maidis (corn leaf aphid)
Lineage: Eukaryota; Metazoa; Arthropoda; Insecta; Hemiptera; Aphididae
Product: protein HGH1 homolog
Exons: 7
Coding region: 265-1365 (366 amino acids)
Source: RefSeq, a predicted model, not a curated record
CUAACUGCGAAGUCGUUCCGCGAUCGUGUCGCUUGCAGCCUAUUGGUUUCGCCGGUUUCGCUUCGCGUCGUUACUGAAUAUUCAUAGUAAACACAACAUACAAGCCCCUUUGCGGUUUCUUUCGCUUGUUAAUUUUACUAGGACGAUUAUUAUUCAUUUGGCCAAACAUUGUUGGUCUCAGUCUGUCACUGGUGUGCACAUUUAACUAGUGAUUUGACACGGUAAACGAUACCUAUAUUAUAUUUUUUUUAAACGUCAUCGGUCAUGGGUUCGGAGAUACCACAUCAUUUAACGCUUGUUAUGGUCCACUCAUUGAUGAUAGAUCGUGGCGAUCCAAAAUUUAAAAAUGACGUUCUACAACAUUUACUGGUGCUGACGGCUGAUAAAUACAAAGAAAACAAGGCGAUUGUUGAUAAUAUUGAUGAAUUAUUGAAAGGUCUAUUCAAUGUUUUGGAUACCGAUAUAGCCAAUGCUAAAGAUGCCUGUUUGUGUUUGGUUAAUAUUUCGUCAAAAGAAAAUGGUCUGAAAAAAAUAAUGUCCUUUAUAAAUAGUAACAUCAAUUCAAAUAACUCGGAAAUUGUACCAAAAAUAAUACGAUAUAUUGAUCAAAAAACACCAGAGAUUGCUAAUGCAGUACUGAUGUUGUUGUGCAAUCUGACCCGUGACAAAAAACACGCAAAUCAAGUGUAUGAAGCAUUUGGAGAUCAAAUCACCAUAUUAGAAUCAUUUAUGAAGUUAUUCAUCACCCGAGAUGUAGAACAUGAAACAAAUUAUGACUAUAUUUCAUAUUUACUAUCCAAUUUAUGUCAGUUACAUGAAGUAAGAAUGUGGUUAAUGAAUAGUGAUAAUUUUCAAAAAUUACUUCCAUUUUUAAACUUAAAUAAUUCACUUCGAAGAGCUGGUGUCAUCAUGACUUUAAAAAACUGUUGCUUUGAAUUAGAAAAGCAUGAAUGGUUAUUAAGUGAAGAUCUAGAUUUGUUACCUCGUCUUCUUUUACCACUAGCUGGCCCUGAGCAGUUUGAUGAAGAAGAUAAUGAAAAACUACCAUUGGAUUUACAAUAUCUACCUGAUGAUAAAGAACGUGAACCAGAUUCAGAUUUACGCUUAGCACUCUUACAAGCUUUGACUCAGUUGAGCGCUAAAAGAAACUGCCGAGAAAUAAUCAGAGAUCAAGGAACUUAUCUCAUUCUUAGGGAAUUACACAAAUGGGAACCUAAUAUGGAAUUGAAAUUAGUAUGUGAAAAUUUAGUGGACAUUUUAAUCAAGACUGAAGAUGAAAUAGGAACUGAUAAUUUCCAUGACUUAGAUGUACCAGAAGAUUUAAUAGAUAAAUUUAAGAAAAUGGAUGAAGCUUAUUUAAGUUGACAUUUAUUCCAACAUCAUUUCAAUAUUGUAUGUUAAUAUUUGUAAUUUUUUGAAUGGAUAUAUUUGGUUAUAUAUGUAAUGAAAAAC